CCCCGCGCCCCCCGCCCAGGCCGGGCUCUCGCCCCCGCGCGGCGCCCGCGCUCUCCCCGCGCCUGCACGCGGCGUGCCCGGGCAGCAUGCUCCGCGUCCUGCUCCUCGGCGUGCUGGCCCCCGCCGGCCUGGGGCUCCCCGCGCCCGCGCAGCCCCAGCCACGCAGCAGCCAGUGCGUGGAGCACGACUGCUUCCAGCUGUUCCGGGGCCCCGCGACCUUCCUCGCCGCCAGCCAGACCUGCGAGGGCCUGGGGGGCCACCUGAUGACCGUGCGCUCCUCCGUGGCGGCGGAUGUCAUUUCCCUGCUACUGAGCGGCGACAGCGGCGACAGCGGCGACAGCGGCGACGGCCCGCGCCUCUGGAUCGGCCUGCAGCUCGAGCGCGGCUGCAGCAACCCGGCGCAGGGCGGGCCCUUGCGCGGCUUCCAGUGGGUCACCGGCGACAACCGCACCAGCUACAGCAGGUGGGCGCGGCCCCACGGCGGCCCCGCGGGCCCGCCGUGCGGUCCCCUGUGCGUCGCGGUCUCGGACGCCGCGGCCCCAGCACCCGGCGAGCCCGCCUGGGAGGAGCAGCGGUGCGCGGCGGAGGCCGACGGUUUCCUCUGCGAGUUCCACUUCGCGGCCUCCUGCAGGCCCCUGCUCGUGGACGCCCGCGCCGCGGCGGCCGGCGUGUCGGUCACCUACAGCACCCCGUUCGGGGCCCAGGGCGCGGACUUCCAGGCGCUGCCGGCGGGCAGCUCCGCCGCCGUCGCGCCCUUCGGGGUGCAGCUGGCGUGCGCGGCGCCGCGCGAGGAGGCCGAGGCGCGCUGGGGCCGGGAAGCGCCGGGCGCCUGGGACUGCGGCGUGGAGAACGGCGGCUGCCAGCGCGCGUGCGGCGGAACUGCCGGGGCGCCGCGCUGCCUCUGCCCGGCCGACACCUACCUGCAGGCCGACGGGCGCUCCUGCGCGACGUUUGCGGAGCACUCGUGCCAUAAGCUGUGCGAGCACUUCUGCAUUCCCAACGCCAGCGUGCCGGGCUCCUACUUGUGCAUGUGCGAGACGGGGUACCAGCUGGCUGCCGACCAGCACCGGUGCGAGGACGUGGACGACUGCGUCCAGGUGCCCAGUCUGUGCCCGCAGCUCUGCGUCAACACGCGGGGUGCCUUCGAGUGCCAUUGCUACCCCGGCUACGAGCUGGUGGACAACGAGUGCGUGGAGCCCGUGGACCCGUGCUCCGGGAGCAAGUGUGAGUACCAGUGCCAGCCCGUGAGCCAGACCGACUACCGCUGCAUCUGCGCCGAGGGCUUCGCACCUAUCCCGCACGACCCUCACAGGUGCCAGAUGUUCUGCAACCAGACCGCAUGCCCAGCGGACUGCGACCCCAACAGCCCAACUUCCUGCCAGUGCCCCGAAGGCUACAUCCUGGAUGACGGCUUCAUGUGCACGGACAUCGACGAGUGCGAAAACGGAGAGUGCCCCGAGGCCUGCCGCAACCUCCCAGGCACCUAUGAGUGCAUCUGCGGGCCUGACUCGCCCUUAGCAGGCCAGGUGGCCACGGACUGUGGCCGCAUCAUCGGCGACCCUGAUGGUGACAGCGACAGCGGCUCUGGGGAGCCCCCAGUCACCCCGACUCCCGGCGUCACCCCCAGCCCCUCACCUGUAGGGCCCGUGCAUUCUGGAGUGCUCAUUGGCAUCUCCAUCGCCAGCCUGUCUCUGGUGGUGGCGCUUUUGGCACUCCUGUGCCACCUGCGGAAGAAGCAAGGCGCCCCCAGGGCCGAGCUGGAGUACAAGUGCGGUGCCCCAGCCAAGGAGGUGGUGCUGCAGCACGUGCGGACUGAGCAGAUGCCUCAGAAGCUCUGAGAGGCCUCUUCCCUGCCCCUGGCUGUGGCUGGGUCUUUCCCUCCCUCCUAUGCCUCUCCCCCUCCCCCAGCCUUGCUCCCUGGCCACCUGCUCAGGAGCACUUUAGCUGGUAUUGGAACUGGAGAAGAUCCUGCCCCACUUCUUUUGCUGAUUCCACACUUGGCUGGGGAGUGGGGGUUGGAAGGAAUAAGCUCCCCAGAAACUUCCAGGACAUCAUCCUCAGACAGCUGGGCAGAGAUGGCAAUUUGUAACAAAGUCACAGACUACGCAGUGUCCCAUGCCCUCCCCCAGAGGCACAUGACGGGUGAGCCUCCUUGGCUGGCAAGCUUUGGGUCAGACUUAUGAUCCUGUGAACUAGUGAGUGUAAUCAAGGUGUGGAUAAUGACCAAGGUAUUUAUUUUUUAAGUAUUUAGGAUGGCUGCUUUUCCCUUUGCUUUUUUGCUUUGUUUCCCCUUCUGUAUGACUCCAGUCCCCACUUUGUAUCCCUCCCUCCCUCCCUCCAUCCCUCCCUCCUUUCCUCACUUCCCCCUUCCCUAUCUGUAUAUUUAUCUAUUUCCACUCUUUGGGGGACAGUUAAGCCCCCUAUGGUGGUUUUCCCAGCACUCUCUCGCAUUGCUGAAGCCCAGACCCCUUCUUUAUUCCUCCCAUUUCUCCCCUUGCUGGGACUCAGCCAGCCUGCCUGGAGUUUCCCUCCCUGGCCACAGUCCUUCUGCUCUUCCACGUGUGCCUUUGCAAAACUCCUGUGUGAAACAGAAUCCAAAACACUACAAUCAGGCUGGUUGGGGAUUUAUGUGCUCUUGAACCAGAUUUGCUAGUUUAUCCUGAAAUUUCACUUUAAUAAGAGUUAAGAUGUGAGAGGCAUUCAUUGAACUAAUGUUGCAUUAUAGAAAUUCAACCCAAGGAGCUUUUUAUUUUUAUUUUUUAAACAAUGGGUCUGGGUUUUAUUGUCGUUUUCAUUUGAACUGAAAGAUCCGUAUUGUUGUUAAGUUUCUUAUGUUUCUUUUUCCCAUUAUUAUAAUUGUUGUUAUUACUGGCUAUCUUGGACAAUGUUGAAAAUGUUCUCAUGAUUGCUCUAGAUUAAGACAGGGAUGAAGCACCUCCCAGGAAAUGGUUUAAGAAAGUUCUGAGCUGCACAAUUCAUGCCAGUUACCAUUUUGAGUCUUAUUCUUCUUAUAAUGUGUGCUCCGAAACAAAGCCAGUUCUGCUGGGUUUGGGGGGAUUUGGGAACUUGGGGAUGGAGCCUGGCACAUGCUCAAUUCAGGCUUCACCUUGAUCAAGCCCUUGAGAAUUUCUCCCACUUCUGAGUGACCUUCUAACCCUGGCCACUUAGAACACGGUCCCUGGACAAGAAGUGGGAGCGGCCCCUGGCAGCUGGUUAACAUGCAGAAAGUUGGGCUGCAUGAAAAAUCUAUAUUUCAACAAGAUCUGCAGGGGUCUGCCCAGUCUAGCUUGAGAAGAACUGUUUUGGACAGCUUCCAGCUUUCUGGAAUACAUUACAUAUGGAUCAGUAGUAAGCAGAAGGCCAAGUCAGGGCCUUUAUUCUCAAGAAACUGAGGAAAUUUUGAUGUAUAUAGCUUUGCUUUCUGAUAGAGGUACACCUUGGGGGGUUGUUGGCUCAAUGAAGCUAGGAAGGGAUCAUGCUUCACUGUAUGGGGAAGAUGUAUCAUACAGGUGUAUCUUUUAUAAAACAAAGGUUUUCCUCUAUUUUGUAAACUCAGCACAUUUGUACAUAGUUAUUUAUUUAUUGGAGACAAACUAGAACACAGGCAAAACUCUUGCUUAUGACGUCACAUGUAGGAAAUAAACAAGUAACAGAGUG
This is a messenger RNA of Nyctereutes procyonoides (raccoon dog), 3657 nucleotides long. RefSeq names its product thrombomodulin (gene THBD). Lineage: Eukaryota; Metazoa; Chordata; Mammalia; Carnivora; Canidae. The record is from RefSeq and is a predicted model, not a curated record. Gene Ontology annotation, molecular function: calcium ion binding; transmembrane signaling receptor activity. The transcript has a single exon. The coding region runs from base 87 to 1838 and encodes 583 amino acids. Gene Ontology annotation, cellular component: membrane.